Messenger RNA from Tupaia belangeri chinensis (Chinese tree shrew), 1104 nucleotides. RefSeq names its product antagonist of mitotic exit network 1 homolog (gene AMN1). The record is from RefSeq and is a predicted model, not a curated record. Lineage: Eukaryota; Metazoa; Chordata; Mammalia; Scandentia; Tupaiidae. Gene Ontology annotation, cellular component: SCF ubiquitin ligase complex. Gene Ontology annotation, biological process: SCF-dependent proteasomal ubiquitin-dependent protein catabolic process. The transcript has 7 exons. Gene Ontology annotation, molecular function: protein binding. Bases 99 to 875 code for a protein of 258 amino acids.
GCCCUACGUGUUGUGCGGAGUGCGCGAGUUGGCGGACGGUCCCUGGGCGGGUUUUCUAGGCCCCGGGACCACGGAAGACGCUUCCGAGGGCGGCCGCGAUGCCUCGCCCGCGGCGGGUCAGUCAGCUCCUGGAUCUAUGCCUUUGGUGCUUCAUGAAGAAUAUUUCCAGAUACAUCACAGAUAUUAAGCCUUUGCCUCCCAACAUAAAAGAUAGACUGAUUAAAAUAAUGAGCACGCAGGGACGUAUAACAGAUUCAAAUAUAAGUGAGAUUUUACAUCCUGAUGUCCAAACUCUAGACCUACGAAGCUGUGAUAUUUCAGAUAGUGCUCUCCUGCAUUUGUGCAACUGCAAGAAACUGAAGAAAUUAAAUUUAAGUUUCUCAAAAGAAAACAGAAUUUCCAUAACUUCAGAAGGAAUAAAAGCUGUGGCUUCAUCUUGUCCAAACCUACAUGAAGCUUCUUUGAAAAGAUGCUGCCACGUCACUGAUGAAGGAGUCCUUGCCCUCGCUCGCAAUUGCCAGCUGCUCAAGAUCAUCGAUUUGGGCGGCUGCUCGAGUAUCACUGAUGUGUCUUUGCAUGCGUUAGGAGAAAGCUGCCCAUUUUUGCAGUGCGUUGACUUUUCAGCUACUCAGGUAUCUGACAAUGGUGUGGUUGCUCUCGUUAGUGGACCUUGUGCCAAGAAACUAGAGGAGAUUCAUAUGGGACAUUGUGUAAACUUGACUGAUGAAGCCGUAGAAGCUGUCCUCACUUCCUGUCCUCAGAUACGGAUAUUACUCUUCCACGGAUGCCCCCUGAUAACAGAUCAUUCACGAGAAGUCUUAGAACAAUUAGUAGGCCCAAACAAACUAAAGCAAGUGACAUGGACUGUUUACUGAUGCUCACUAAAGCUACAAAAGCUUAUCAAAAGUACUCUCCCAGGAAAUGGUCUGUAGAAAUGUGCUUUCCAUAAUUUAACACUACCUGGUUAUGUUAUUGUCGUAUUUAAGCUAUCGAAUUUAAGCUAAGAGAAUCAGCUAAACCUCAGUGUGUGUGUGUGUGUGUGUAAAUAUAGUUUGUGCUUUGAAGUUAACCCUACUCUUAAACAUCUUAAUAGUGCUAAUUGCA